Adineta steineri is the source of this 855-nucleotide messenger RNA. The record is from the annotation of a GenBank genome assembly. Lineage: Eukaryota; Metazoa; Rotifera; Eurotatoria; Adinetida; Adinetidae.
AUGAUAUUGCAAGUUAUAUUCAUCUUAUAUUUACAUUACAUUUGUAGAGCAUUGUCUCUUCAAUGUCGCAGCUGCGAUCAAAAACUUGAUCUAACAGUAUCAGAUAUUAACACCAAUAUAUCUGAAUGUAAAUUCGUAGAUGCUCCGUAUGCAAGUUGUUCGCAACGGUUACAUAUUCGAUAUGUAAAAAAUGAGACUUCUGUAGUUCUACGAGCCAGUGCUGAGGAACCAUUGGUAUUGACAAAUGAAGCACAAAUUAUGAUAAAUACUACUUUAAUUUGGCUUACUAAAUUUCAAUUAGAAAGAAUCUUUCAAAUCGAUUGUUUCGACAGCACUCAAUGUGAAAAAGAUACCAUCAAUCAUACUUAUGCUGAAGUGCGACUUUUUCAGUAUACAGAACUAUGGGGCAACCUUCUCAUACGUUUGUAUGAUGCUUUUAGCAAACCUGCUGAACUAGUAUGUGCAGACGAUCAAAAUGAAGCCGUGCCUUGUCCUCACGGAUUUUGUCAAUUAAUUAGUAGUAAUUUUUUGACAUUUUCUCGUGGUUGUAUUCCUAAGGGUGUGAUAGACAAUUCGUACGGUGUCAUGCUAGAAUCAAAGACAAUGCCAGGACAAGGUAUCAAAUCAUCCAUCACAUACACAUGUAAUAAGCCGAUGUGUAACAAUGUCGCUAUGGCUAAGGAAGUACAACAUUUGUUGGAAACUAGAGAAUUGAUGAUGUCCAUCACAACAACAACAACAACCACUACUAUGAUCACAAGCACAUCAACACCCUCAUCAAGUGUUAUGACAAAACCGAUCCUUUACAUUCAUUAUACAUUAGCACUUCUAAUGGCAAUGAUUUUCUAUAAAUGA